AUGAUUACCGUUGCAAUCCCAAACUCGCCGGUAUUUUCCCCAUCGUCCAGAGUUACUUCUUCAAUUUACUGUAAAUCAUCGCCGGAAUCUUUAGUUUUGACCCAUUCUCCAUCUUCUUCUUUCUCAUCACCGUCGCCGGCGUUCAAGUUUCGUCUUCAGAAGCCUCUCCCGCCGGCGAGUGGGCUCGUUAGGGAUUCCAACGACGGAGGACCCUCUACUUCUCCUACGCUUUCGAAACGAAAAAGACCCACUAAGUUAGCUAUUCCGGUUGCGCCUUUUAGCUUUUCCGGCAGGGGUACGCCGCCAGCGACGACGGUGGAGGAUCGGUGGAAGGAGGUGGAGGUUGACGGAGAUGGGUAUUCGGUUUAUUGUAAGAGAGGGAAAAGAGACGCCAUGGAAGAUCGAUUCAAAGCUGUAGUCGAAUUUAAUGGACAACAUAAACAGGCAUUUUUCGGUGUUUUUGAUGGGCAUGGCGGAUGGAAAGCCGCUGAAUUUGCAGCUGAAAAUCUCGAUAAAAACAUUCUAAACGAAGUGGAAAAAAGGGGUGAAAUCGAAAUCAUUGAAGCAAUCAAACAAGGUUAUAUGAACACAGAUUCAGAAUUUCUAGAUCAAGAUCACCGCGGUGGUUCUUGCUGUUUGACCGCCAUUAUCAGAGAUAGCAACCUCGUUGUAUCAAACGCCGGCGACUGCCGUGCGGUUGUCAGCAGCGGUGGCGUUGCUAUGUCUCUCACCACCGAUCACCGCCCCUCGAGACCAGAAGAAAAACUCCGAAUCGAAUCUCUGGGUGGGUAUGUUUAUUGUAGCCAUGGUGUUCCGAGAGUUCUUGGAUCACUAGCGGUUUCGAGAGGGAUUGGCGAUCGAACCCUAAAGCAAUGGAUAACGUCGGAACCCGAAACGAAAAUCCUUAAAAUCGUGCCGGAAUUCGAGUUCAUGAUCAUGGCUUCCGAUGGUUUAUGGGAUAAAGUCGGCAAUCAGGAAGCGAUCGAUUUAGCUCGACCUUUCUGUGUGGGCAACGACAAAUUAGAACCCCUUUUGGCUUGCAAGAAGCUCAUCGAACUUUCGGCUUCUCGAGGAUCUAACGAUGACGCAAGUGUGAUAAUCGUUCAAUUGCAACGGUUUUGUUCGUGAAAUCUACGAAUAUCAACAGAACCGACAUGUGUUAUUAUUAACUUUACGAGAAUUCGUAACAUGUGCAACAAAAAAAGCUGCUCUACCCAUCAGUCAGAGAUAAAACGGACAUUACCAAUGAGAGAUUAUUUGUGAAAAAGCUGUGUUAAGGCCAUGUCGGUUAUGAUGGGAUGGAAUAAGUAAUUAUUUUUAUUAAAUUACGUUGGCGGAAAACGUAAAAGCUGCAUAGAUUAUAUAUGUAAUAUGACUCUUAUCAACGAUGGUGGUUUUGGAUCUAAUUUGUUUUAAAACUCUUUCACCGAUGA
Messenger RNA from Cynara cardunculus var. scolymus (artichoke), 1433 nucleotides. Its product is annotated as probable protein phosphatase 2C 25. The coding region runs from base 1 to 1128 and encodes 375 amino acids. Gene Ontology annotation, biological process: protein dephosphorylation. The transcript is spliced from 3 exons. Gene Ontology annotation, molecular function: protein serine/threonine phosphatase activity; cation binding. Lineage: Eukaryota; Viridiplantae; Streptophyta; Magnoliopsida; Asterales; Asteraceae. The record is from RefSeq and is a predicted model, not a curated record.